Messenger RNA from Austrofundulus limnaeus, 1688 nucleotides. RefSeq names its product probable palmitoyltransferase ZDHHC1. The record is from RefSeq and is a predicted model, not a curated record. Gene Ontology annotation, cellular component: endoplasmic reticulum; Golgi apparatus. Gene Ontology annotation, biological process: protein targeting to membrane; peptidyl-L-cysteine S-palmitoylation. Lineage: Eukaryota; Metazoa; Chordata; Actinopteri; Cyprinodontiformes; Rivulidae. Gene Ontology annotation, molecular function: protein-cysteine S-palmitoyltransferase activity.
ACAAAAGAAAACUGCGAGGGAACACAAAGUGUGGGAACACAAAAGAGAAAAUAAAUCCCGUUUGUACCCUGGCAGGCUGUGUAGUUUACACCCAAGCUUCCACACUUUCAGAGUUGUAGCUUCGGCUGCUCUGACUGCAGUGUGUUGGCUCGUCACUGAUCCUUCAAAAACCCAACCUGUCCGUCUUAUUUAGGCUGAAGCUGAUUUGUUUUUAUACCUGAAACUGUCCAGACUUAUUUUAGUGAAAAACCUUGAACAACACMUUUGAAACAAACAAACAUGAGGUAGUGCUCACAGCUGAAACAUGACAGUUUUCUGCAUCGGACCUUUAGGUGUUUCUACAGAGCGGUUCUGGYUCUGAUAAGUUCUGUGAAGUCUUCCUGUGCAGAACGUGUUGGACCUGUGUGUGUGUGAGUCCUGAACUGUGCGUCAGUGCACGGGCAUCAUGUUCGUGGGCCACCUGUGUGUCCACGUCAUGGCCGUGUCCAUCGACCCGGCCGACUACAGCGUCAGGACCAAGAGCGACAGAGGUCCGGUCCCCGUCUUCGACCGGUCCAAACACGCGCAUGUCAUCGAGAACUGCCACUGCUACCUGUGCCAGGUGGACGUUGUGGAACAGACUCAGCACAUAUGAGUACAUCGUACGGCAGCGCCACCGUCUGGACAGCAGAGACUCAAAGAAACCAGCUGCAGUGAAGGAAACCGGACCGCCCCCGUUUGUUAAGGGUGGGAACUACUCAGGGACUCUGGGUUACACCAACCCUCAGCUGGACGUAGACGAGCCCACUGCUGUGGCCGUGCAGGGMGACACAGAUUUCCUGCCUAACAACAAAGUGAGGGGUGUGUCCAGUCCUGUCAUGGAGGAAGAGGCUCCGCCCACUGUUUCUGCAGAGCUGAAAACAGUAACGCACACAAACCGAGACACACAGAGGAAGAAGAAAAAGAAAAGAAAGGUGCGGAGCGUUCCUGCAGAGUUGACCAGAGAGCGCUGCCUGACUGGAGCCCCGCCCCCAGAAUCCACUGGUGUGUCCACAGUGUCCCAGGGACAGAGGCUGCCCUUCCCAGCGUUCCCCCUGAGCCUCUCCCUGCCCCCCCUGGCCUCCUCCUCGGGCCCCGUCCAAGCCGCCGCCCCUCCCGCGGCGUACAACUCGGACUCGGCGGAGUCUUUGGAGGAGAUCCCGGUGGUGCUGGCCAAGCUGGGCUCCUGGUCCUCGGCUGCCACCAGAGACCCCGGCACGUUGCCCCGCAGGCCCGUCCUGGCCUUCCCCCAGCCCUCCCCCCUCCCCAGGACUAAGAGGAAGGCCCUGGCCUCACGAGCAGACCUGAGCUUUGAGAUGGCGCCCGCUCGCCCUCCCUCGGUGUUCGUCAGCCGGACCAGCGGGGACGUGGCCGACCCCCCCUGGGAGAACGGCUUCAGUCUGGGGAGGACGCAGUCUGGGUUCAGACAAGGACUCGGGCCCAGACCCGUGUCUCGGACGUCUCUGGGCUCAGGGACAGGCUCCUGGAUGGAGCAGUGAGACACCUGCCAGCUCCUCUUUCUGUCAUCAGACUUUUAUUUUGAAGGGUUUCUAUCUUAUUUAUUUCCUUUUUUUACUUGAAAGCCAAAGUGACUUCCUGUGUGUGUUUGUGUCAUCGCCGCCUCCUCCUCUUGCUCCUCCUCCUCCGCCUCCUCCUCCUCCUCCUCCUCC